ACUAUUUAUGAAUAUUCAUAACAGAGAACAAGUAGCAGUAGAUUUUGAGAGAGAGUAUGGCUUCGAUGAGCAAUUAUCAGAUGAAGGUGAUCACAGGAGACUCCGGAUACGUUCUCCAGGAUGUCCCCCAUCUCACCGACUACAUCCCCAAUCUCCCCACCUAUCCCAAUCCGCUGCGCUCCAAUCCUGCAUAUUCAGUCGUCAAGCAGUACUUUGUAGACAUGGAUGAUAGUGUUCCUCAAAAGAUUGUUGUUCACAAGGACAGUCAACGAGGUGUACAUUUUCGACGAGCUGGACCCCGUCAAAGGGUCUAUUUUGCUCCGGAGGAAGUGCAUGCUUGUAUUGUGACUUGUGGAGGUUUGUGUCCUGGGCUAAACACUGUAAUCAGGGAAAUUGUACAUAGCCUGGAUUAUAUGUAUGGAGCCACCAGAGUCCUGGGGAUUGAUGGAGGCUAUAGGGGUUUCUUUGCAAAGAAUACCAUUCCUUUGACACCGAAGGGUGUGGAUCACAUACAUAAGCGUGGUGGAACCAUCCUGGGAACUUCCCGCGGUGGUCAUGAUACCAAGAAGAUUGUUGACAGCAUUCAGGACCGUGGAAUUAAUCAGGUUUAUAUCAUUGGAGGAGAUGGCACUCAAAAAGGAGCUGCUGUAAUAUAUGAGGAAGUUCGAAAGCGAGGUCUAAAGGUUGUUGUAGCUGGAAUCCCCAAGACAAUUGACAAUGACAUUCCGGUUAUUGAUAGGUCAUUUGGUUUUGAUACUGCUGUAGAGGAAGCCCAACGAGCCAUUAAUGCUGCACAUGUUGAAGCUGAGAGUGCAGAGAAUGGAAUUGGUGUUGUGAAACUCAUGGGUCGCUACAGUGGAUUUAUUGCAAUGUAUGCUACUCUGGCCAGCCGAGAUGUUGAUUGUUGUUUGAUUCCUGAAUCUCCAUUUUAUCUGGAAGGAGAAGGUGGACUUUUUGAAUAUAUUAACAAAAGGCUAAAAGAAAAUGGUCACAUGGUCAUUGUUAUAGCGGAAGGAGCAGGACAGGAGCUUCUUGCUGAAAAAAAUGAACAAGAUGCUUCAGGGAACAAGCUACUUCAAGACGUGGGGUUGUGGAUUUCACAACAAAUAAAGGAACACUUUGCAAAGCGAACUAAAUCUCCAAUUACUCUAAAAUACAUAGAUCCAACUUACAUGAUCCGUGCUAUUCCUAGCAACGCGGCUGACAACGUCUACUGCACACUCCUUGCUCAAAGUGCUGUUCAUGGAGCAAUGGCAGGUUACACGGGCUUCACCAGUGGACUUGUUAAUGGCCGCCAGACAUAUAUUCCUUUCAAUCGUAUUACUGAAUCGCAAAACAAGGUUGUCAUAACUGACCGGAUGUGGGCAAGGCUUCUCUCGUCAACUAAUCAACCGAGCUUCUUGGGCCCUAAAGAGAUUGACGAGUUCAAGAAAGAACAAGGACCUCAAACCCAAUUGUUGGAUGAUGCAAGGGAUUCAGGAAAAGGGACUCCAGGUAAAACAGACACCAACACAAAUGGAAUAAAAGCAAAAGCACUUGGUACUUGAGUUCUUCCUGUUUGCAUGAAUUGGCUCGGAAAAUUAACCUAUGUAUGAGACAUCUACCACAGUAUUGGAUUAAUGGGGUCAUUUAGGAAAGAAUUUCAAUGACAUUUUAAGUUAAAAGUUAUUUGAAUUAGAUAUAUGCAACCGAAAACCGAUCCUUCUGUAUGUAUUUCUUGCAUCAAUUAUUUUUAGAUUGUAUGGAGGAACGAGAAUUUUCACAGGGGAUUUCUUUAAUUUA
Messenger RNA from Sesamum indicum (sesame), 1782 nucleotides. RefSeq names its product ATP-dependent 6-phosphofructokinase 6. Gene Ontology annotation, molecular function: 6-phosphofructokinase activity; ATP binding. NCBI's taxonomy places the organism in Eukaryota, Viridiplantae, Streptophyta, Magnoliopsida, Lamiales, Pedaliaceae. Gene Ontology annotation, biological process: fructose 6-phosphate metabolic process; glycolytic process. The record is from RefSeq and is a predicted model, not a curated record.